GAAUUGGCACAGGGAGGAGAGAGACAGGCACACAGGGUAGAGAGAGAAAGAGGGAGGCCCAUUACCAAUGCCAAGAACAAGAAAUCAGAGAGGACAGUCGCGAAUCCAAUCCGAAUCCCCUCCAAAAACCCACCAAACAUCCUCCCCUAUCUGCAAGAACAAGAACAAGAACAAGAGAGCAUCCUAGGAAAAAAAGAAGACCAGGAAGACCAAGAAAAAAAGUCUUGAGAAGUUUCGAGAAGAGUGGUGGGAAGGUACUUCAGCUCGGAGAAGGAAGGAGAUGGAUCCGGCCUUGCUGGAUGACAUCAUACGGCGGCUGCUGGAGGUAAAGAAUCUGAAGCCGGGGAAGAACGCGCAGCUGUCAGAGUCGGAGAUUAAGCAGCUCUGCGCUGCCGCCAAGGAGAUCUUCCUGCAGCAGCCUAACCUUCUGGAGCUCGAGGCCCCCAUCAAAAUCUGUGGUGAUGUCCAUGGCCAGUAUUCUGAUCUACUGAGGCUAUUUGAUUAUGGUGGCUACCCACCUCAGGCCAACUACCUUUUCUUGGGUGAUUAUGUGGACCGCGGAAAGCAAAGCCUGGAAACAAUAUGUCUUCUUUUGGCUUACAAGGUCAAGUACCCAGAGAACUUUUUCCUUCUAAGGGGCAACCAUGAAUGCGCGUCUGUAAAUCGCAUCUAUGGUUUUUAUGAUGAGUGCAAGCGCAGAUUCAGUGUGAAACUCUGGAAAACAUUCACAGACUGUUUUAACUGCUUGCCAGUGUCAGCACUGAUAGAUGAGAAGAUACUUUGUAUGCAUGGUGGUCUUUCCCCCGAGUUGAACAAGCUGGAUCAAAUACUCAAUCUGAAUCGUCCCACGGAUGUGCCUGAUACUGGAUUGCUCUGUGAUCUUCUUUGGUCUGAUCCUUCCAAUGAAGCACAAGGCUGGGCCAUGAAUGAUCGAGGUGUUUCAUAUACAUUUGGGCCUGAUAAAGUCGCUGAAUUCCUUGAGAAGCAUGAUUUGGACCUCAUCUGCAGAGCCCAUCAGGUUGUCGAAGAUGGAUAUGAGUUUUUCGCUAACCGCCAACUUGUAACAAUAUUCUCGGCCCCUAACUACUGUGGAGAAUUCGAUAAUGCUGGUGCCAUGAUGAGUGUAGAUGAGACAUUGAUGUGCUCCUUCCAAAUACUGAAGCCUGCAAGGAAGAUGUUGGCUUGUUCAACCAAUAACAAAUCUGGCUUCAAGUCAUUAAGAGGAUGGUGACAAUGGUCCAAUGGUGAGCAAGCUGCGAUGAACAGGGGCGGAUCUUACAGCGGCUGCAAUUGACAGGCAUUUUCACCGAAACCUCAGGGCCUGAAAGAGCAUAGCAGAUGUGUACAACUCUCCUCGCAAAGGAACUGUACAUCUUCCAUGUUGGAUUAACACUCUUGUAAUGUAUUAUUGGCUUUUACCUUGCGGAUCUCCUAUGAUAUGAGAGGAUGUGAAUGAAGACUGUUGUUUCCUUUGCGUCCUAAAUUGGAAAGAUUCAGGCAGGCAUACGCCGAUAA
Messenger RNA from Panicum virgatum (switchgrass), 1515 nucleotides. RefSeq names its product serine/threonine-protein phosphatase PP1-like. Bases 281 to 1231 code for a protein of 316 amino acids. Gene Ontology annotation, molecular function: protein serine/threonine phosphatase activity. Gene Ontology annotation, cellular component: cytoplasm; nucleus. The transcript has 5 exons. NCBI's taxonomy places the organism in Eukaryota, Viridiplantae, Streptophyta, Magnoliopsida, Poales, Poaceae. The record is from RefSeq and is a predicted model, not a curated record.